CUUGCAAGGCCCUAUAUAUAUAUUGUGAACACUCGCCUUCGCUUUACGACGAUCGCACCAUAAGCAGAAACAACCAGCUUAUCCAGCCAUGGAACAGGAGGGGAUGUCUGCCGCCGAGAGACGUCGGGCGGCGAGGCAGCGGAAAAUCCUGGAGAACGCAGAUAGCAGGAUGAACAGGCUCUACGGGAGGCCAGACGCAGCAGUGGCUCCAGCUGAACAGAGGGAUGCCAGCUCGUCUCCGUCAGCUCCGGCCUCCGCGUUUGAUCCGUGCCCAGACCCGCCAGAUCAGUCAAUUCACGAGGUUCUGACUCGAUCUCGCCCCCCGACUAUGCCCGGCUGGCCGACCGGGCUGGGUCCAGCGCCGAACAUGGAGGACCUCUUCAGACAGAUGAACGGAGGAGGGCAGAGUGGCGAGGGACAGGGAGGAGGAGCGGGAGAGAUGGGUGCGGAGCCAUCUCUAUGGUGGGGUCGAUGGGACAAAUACCGGUGGAUCGUCAUAGCACUAACUGCGCUGUUCACACGACUGGCGCUGCUACUGGGAGUUGGCACGACGGUAACUCAGAACGUCCUAGUGCCGUUUUUCGUGCUGGAGACGACGGUAUACGUGAUACGACUGUGGUCCGUGCCGCUCAGAUCAAACAUGGGUCUUCUGGGCACAGCGUUAAUGCUUUGCGGCGUUUCCCCUCGAACUCUGGACCUAUGGGGACGUUACAUCACCUUUCUCAGCCAAGCCUGGAGCGAUUUCAUGGUUUACAUGUUCGUUCUCGUGUUGGCAUUCAGCUACGGUGGCGAAGCCCUGGCGGCAGAAGAUGGAACCUCAACUUCGGAUGAUGGUUCAAAGGCAGCGCCACCACCGCCUACUACGCCAGUGCCCGAUGACGUGAAUUUCGAGUUCUGAUAUCGCGUACGAAACAUGUUGUGAUUUUUCGCCUAGGGCUGUGUCAUAUGACAGAUUAUGUAUCUUGGACACUGUUAAGACACGCAGAGGCUACUGAGGCUAUGCCGGGGCUAAGUUUAGUUUUGAGUUUGUUAUAUUUAGAUGAGUGCUGUCAUUGGGAUUUGUGAAGAUGGUCGUAUAAGCGUUGCGUUAGACACCUUAUCUGUUUUAGGGUCUGUGAAGUAUAUUUGGUACCAGAGGCAUGCUUCUGUCGUUACUUUACCUGCCUUUUUUCUAGCAUAUCUUGAGUCCUUCCCAUCGUACCAACUCGUCCUAGCUUUUUUCCAAGAAGCUUUUUUGUGGAGUUAUUUCCGGCAUUCAUCGUUGUAUGCAAAUUGUCAAACGCGGUGGCGAUGAAGUGAAUGAAGGUUGUGCUUGAGGUGAUCUGAUGACAAUAACUAUUUCAUCUCUUCACCAAAAACUGGCGCCUGUAACCAAGCAUAAGACCCGUGUGUACUCCGGCUCAGCGCUGUGAGAUGUUACCGCAUGUGGUGCCGCCCUGGUGGCGAAUACUCGAACUGAAAGUCGUUUGAAGGUUACGAGAUGUCGCUGCCCACCGAUGUCUGCUCGCUCAGCCGUUGUACAAUGUCAUCCAUCACAUGUCAACGGAUCAAAGCAUUCGUUUAUCGCAUCUUGUAAUCCGUGACUUGUAAGUGGCGUGAACAUCUUUGGGUAUGCUGCUGCAGCCACUGUGGUCAUAACUGACCGUCAUAACAAUAAUUCUUCGAUCUUUUUGAAAAUACAGUUCUGACAUGA
Amphibalanus amphitrite is the source of this 1693-nucleotide messenger RNA. RefSeq lists its product as uncharacterized. The transcript is spliced from 7 exons. Lineage: Eukaryota; Metazoa; Arthropoda; Thecostraca; Balanomorpha; Balanidae. The coding region runs from base 89 to 898 and encodes 269 amino acids. Gene Ontology annotation, cellular component: GET complex. Gene Ontology annotation, biological process: tail-anchored membrane protein insertion into ER membrane. The record is from RefSeq and is a predicted model, not a curated record.